AUGACUGAAAUCAAGAACACGGAUGUGGGUCUGAAUCAAGAGAAUGGGGAGCCAAAGCCUCAACAACAAUCUCCUGAAGAACUGCCUGAGCUUGGCUCAUCAGAUCUCAUUAGUGGCAACCAGGUAGAUGAGGUCAGCCAAGUACAAUCUGAUUCUAAUUCUAUUGAUACUAUCACAAAUAUUGAAAAGAAUGAAAUAAAAGAUAAUGUAAUUGAUGAUGAUGUCAAAUUAGAGAUAGAUGUUAAGCCUGAGACGAUCCUAGAUCGUAACAAUUCAGAAUCGGUCGAAGUUGAUGAGCAACAUGAGGACAAGCCUGCCGUGGAAGAGAAAGAUGCCAAUAUUGUUAACAGCACAGAUAUUCACAACGAGAAAGAUGAUGUAAUUGCUGAUGAUGUCGAGCUGGAUGCUAAGGUUGAGGAGCUGCAGCCAUUAACAGAAUCAACUGGAGUUGAUGAGCCAGUCAAGGAAAAUCUCAAUACUGAAAAUGUAGAUAUUUGCAAGAAAAAUGACAGUGGAGAUGUGGGAUCUCCGGAAAAGCUGAAUUUGGAUGGUGAUGAUUCAAUGGAGGAAGAUAUCCUAGAGAGUAAGCAAAUUGAUUCAAAGUUCAGUUCUGAUGAAGUGGGAGACAAAAGUGAGAAAAUUGGAGUAAAAGAAGAUGGUUCUGUGCAUGGUAUGGUGGAGGAUGAAAAUGCUGAUAAGAGCUUUGCUGCAGGUGAAGAUAAAAUGGAGCCUAGUGUGCCUUCCACAAAAAGAAAGCCUUAUGAUCAUGAAGGUUCAGAAAACAGCGAAGUGGUGAAAAGGCAGCGCAGAUGGAAUUCUGAAAGUCUCAAGGUGCCUGAACAAGUAUUACCUAACCAUUCUGCCUCUGCUACACCUAAGGAUGCAUUUCAGACUCUUGCGAAACGCACCUUUUCAAGAUCCGAGUCUAUAGUUAGUCAAGAUUCGCCCAAGGAACGCAUUGUUCCCCCUACAUCGAAUCCUCCAACUACAUCUCUUCGAAUUAAUCAUUUUCUGCGUCCUUUCACGUUAAAGGCCGUGCAAGAACUUCUUGGCCAAACGGGUACAGUUGUUAGUUUUUGGAUGGAUCAGAUCAAAACUCACUGCUAUGUUACAUAUGCAUCUGUGGAAGAAGCUAUAGAGACACGAAAUGCUGUAUGCAACCUACAAUGGCCUGCGUAUGGUGGACGUCUUCUGAUGGCUGACUUUGUGGAUCCACAAGAGGUUAAGAAUCGGGUUGACCCACCUCCACCUUCUUCGGAACCUCCUAUCACCACUAUACCUCCAGCCACCACCAAGCAGCCACCACAGCCCUCACCCAGACAGAAACAACAGCUCCCUCCCCCACCCACCCUUCCACCGCCGCCACCAUUGUCCAAUGCACCACUAGCAAGAGCCCGUGUGCCUCCUGCUCCCGAGAAAAUUGAUCCUCCAAUUGUUACAUUGGAUGAUCUGUUUAAAAAGACGAGAGCCACUCCUCGUAUCUACUACUUACCGCUUUCUGAUGAACAAGUUGCAGCAAAGCUGAAUGCUCAGGGGAAACCUGUGAAGCAUUAGAUUAGUUCAAUGUAAGAUAAUGGUAGUAGUAUGAUAUAAUCACGUGUUUGCAGGUCUGCAGGUGAUGCUAGGAAGGAACUGUUCGAGCAAAGGUGGUCCAUGAGGAGCUAGUUCAGUAAUAUGAACAAGUUUUAUCCAGGCCAAAAUGAGUUUGGAUCUGGAUCUCCUUUUUCUGAGACUUUUUGUUUGAGCGGAGCCAAUUAACAUUUUCUCUA
Molecule: messenger RNA, 1769 nt
Organism: Erigeron canadensis
Lineage: Eukaryota; Viridiplantae; Streptophyta; Magnoliopsida; Asterales; Asteraceae
Product: apoptotic chromatin condensation inducer in the nucleus-like
Molecular function (GO): nucleic acid binding
Source: RefSeq, a predicted model, not a curated record